Molecule: messenger RNA, 4755 nt
Organism: Naegleria lovaniensis
Lineage: Eukaryota; Heterolobosea; Eutetramitea; Acrasida; Naegleriidae
Exons: 7
Coding region: 1-4755 (1584 amino acids)
Biological process (GO): protein phosphorylation
Molecular function (GO): ATP binding; protein kinase activity
Source: RefSeq, a predicted model, not a curated record
AUGACACCAUUCAAGUGUGAUGAUAGUUGUAGUCCAAUGAUUUCAUCCACUUUAAAGUCCAUAGUAAUAUUAGAGAAAUUCCACAAACAACGACAACAACAACAAGUAUCCACACAAGAAACUUGUUCUCAUCACAGACGACAACAUGCUUGUGCUACUACGUUUAAUCAUUCUCGAGUGAUUUUUUCCAUUCGUUCCAUUAUUUCCAUGUUCAUUGUUGUAUCCAUCUUGUUACUCAUUCUGUUCACACACACGCUUCAUGCCUUUCCACUACUACUGCUGUAUCCUGAACAACAACUUUCCUCCACACACCAUCAACAAUCUCUUCCCAAAAGAACAACAUUUACUUCUCUCGAUGCAUCAUCAUCGUCUUCUUCAUUAAUGGUCGACGCUUCAAUUCCAGCACAAUACAAAAUUUUUACAGUCGCUGGUUCCUUUUAUUUAGAUUCCAUACAUGAUGAAUAUGCAUUGAGUGAGUAUGCUCCACUUGGAGAGUCUCAAGCAGUGGUCGUGAAUUCAUGGACGAAUGAAAUUUUCAUUUCAGAUUCAAAAAAGCAUGUGAUUCGAGUGAUUGAUGCAAAAAAUUCAACUUUGAGAGUGUAUUGUGGAACUGGAGCGGCAGGAUUUAAUGGAGAAGGAUUGGAUGCGUUGGAGACUCAAUUGAAUGGACCUACUGGGCUGUAUUUGGCUCAGAAUGGAGAUCUUUAUGUGGCUGAUACCCUGAAUGGAAUGGUGAGAAAAAUAUCUGCAUCCACUCGAAAGGUCACAACGAUCAUUUCGAACCAAGAGUUAACAAGUCCAGUUGGAGUUUUUGUUACAGAAAACAAUGGAGAUGUGUAUGUCACAGAUUCAGUGAAAGGUUUAGUGAAACAUUACAAUGCCACGACAGGUAAAGUGUCAUUGGUUGCAGGUGGUGGAAAUGCAGAUCGAGACUAUGUGCUAGCAACGACCACUAAAUUGACCAUGCCCACGGCCAUUUAUGUCACUCAUCAAGGUACCAUUUACAUUUCAGUUAUUGACACGGAGCACAGUCGAAUUCGAAAAAUUGAAGGACCUGUUAUUGGACAACAACAAAUCAUAACCAUUGCAGGACAAGCAAGCAGGGGAGUUUUUCAAGAAAGAACUCAUGCUCUAUUGAAUUCAUUUUCAGCCAUCAAAGGUCUCUAUGUCAAACCUAAUGGUGAUAUACUCGUAGCAGAUGCUGGUCAACAUGCGGUUCGAGUCAUUCCUCCAGAUUUUGUUUUUUGUUACACGUUGGCAGGAGAUGGUCGUGCAUUGAAUCAAGGUGAAUAUAUUUCUCCAAAAAUGGCAUCCAUUCUUCAACCUUCCUUUAUCUAUAUGAAUUCUAAACGAGAUGUUUUUAUAAGUGGAAAGGAUCAAGUGAAAAUGAUUUCUAAUGAAACUGGUCUUAUUCGAACACUUGUUGGAAAAUUUAAUGCCAAUACCAAAUUUGGAGAUGGCUUAAAAGCAACAAGUAAUGGAGUACACAUUUAUCCAGUUCAUGCGGUUGUGUCAGAGAGUGGAGAAUUGUUUUUGACUGAUGGUAAUGGUCAUCAUGCCAUUCGAAAAGUUUCUAAAAAUGGAAUUAUUACAACAGUGGCAGGAAUCAUGAAGCAAACAGGUUUUAAUGGAGACAAUUUGAGAGGAGAUGAAACCUUACUAUCCUUUCCAACCUGUUUAUUCAUGUACAAGAAUGGAGAAUUAUUAAUUUCUGAUUAUGUCAAUCAACGACUUCGAGUGUUCCAAACGAAUGGAAAUGUCACGACCAUUCUCACUAACGUUAAAGUAGAAGCAAUCUUUGCAUUGGGUGAAAAUUCUACAGAUGUGAAUGGUGCAAUUUACUAUGCCACAAUCAAAGACAUUUUCAAAUAUGAAGUUUCAACAAAAACCUCAAAACUUUUAUAUACCUUUCAAGGACCACCAGUUUCAUCCUCUGGAAUGAUUCAUGUCAUAAAUGACACGAUGGAUGGACCAAUUUUAUAUUUUGCAGAAUUGGAGGCAAAAUCCAUUGUUAAACUCUACGAAAGAAAUCUAUCAUUGAGUUCAGUAUAUAAUGUAACGAAUGAAGUUCUACGUCUGAAACAUGUUCACAUUUCGAAUGAAUCUUUGUAUUUCGUUGAGGGAGAUUCCAUGAUUAAGGCAUUGUCUUUGAAAGAUAACAGUGUUCGAUUAAUUGCUGGAAUUCCUCCAAAUGGUGAUUUUGAAUUUACGGGCUAUGAAGGUGAAGGAUUCAAGGCCAAUGAAACCAUGAUUAAAAAACCAUCGUCACUGUUCAUGACUUCUCAGGGUGAACUCGUUUUCACAGAAGAAUUUGAGCGAGUUCGAAAAAUUUCACACGAUGGAACCCUUUUAACAUUGACAGGAAGAAAUAAUUUUUCUCCCAUUUCAAAAGCUCUCUCCACUUCCGUUCAAUAUGCCAAUUCCGUGUCCUAUCUCUCUCUUUCAAAAGAGUUAAUCAUUCAAACAGGUGACGAUCAAGGUGGAAAAUAUUUAACGUCACUCGUCAAUCAGGAGAGUAACACUCUGACACACUUGUCCGGUUUUCGUUCAGUUCCUUUAUUUGCACAACCCAUUGAUUAUCAUGGACCUCUCAAGUAUGCUUUCAUGAGUAAUACUCAAUCCUGUCAAAUGCCAAACGGAGAUAUCAUUACGGUUGCCAGGGACGAACAUGUGGUUUACAAAUAUAGUAGAACGACUGGAAAUGUUUCAGUGAUUGCAGGAUCGAUAAGAAUGGGAGGAGUACCUCAAGAUGGACCUGCAUUGCAAACUCUGUUUCAACAACCAAAAAAUCCGAUUUGUCUUGAAAAUGGUGAUUUAAUUUUUUUGACAGGUAGAAAUCAGGGAAAAAUUGUACAACUGGAAAUGACAACUGGCAGAAUUGUGUCAUUACAUAAUGCGACUGGAUCGCUUCAAGCGGUUGCUGUUUCACCACUCGACUCGAAUUUGAUAUACUUUGUCGAAUUUGCCAUGUUUAGUCUCGUCAAGAUGAAAAAUUUGACAAGUGGCACUAUUUCAGUCGUCGCAGGAAAUGGAAUUGAUGGAUAUUUAGGAGAGGAUGUUCCAGCAUUAGAUGCCAGUUUAAGACUUCCCACCAGUCUAUUAUUCUUGAAAAAUGGAGAUUUACUCAUUGCAGAUGAUGGCAAUGGAUUGAUUCGAAAAGUAUCACAUCGCACGCAACGCAUUCAUACCAUUGCAGGAACCACCCCCAGUGCUGAAUUAUGUAAUUACAAUGGAAAUGGUCGACUCUCGACUCGGACUUGCCUUCAAACCGUUGCUUCCUUGUCAUUGGGCAAUCGAGGUGAAAUUUAUUUUGCAGAUCGAACGGCUGGUUUGGUUCGAAAAUUAGUUCCGUAUUGCAAUUUGGAAGAAAAUGGAAGUGGGAAUCGAACCUUGGACUCGAGCAUGUUUUUGGAGUGUUUGUGUCCGAAUGGAUAUUUUGGUUCCAGCUGUGAAUUAACUUCGUGUUUUGGAGUCGAGUCAUGGAAUACUUCGAAAGCAUGUUCUGGCAAUGGAAAGUGUCAACAAUUCAAUCAAUGCAGUUGUCGAGAAGGAUUUUCUGGUGAAAAAUGUGAAACUAUAGUGAAACGAGAGUCGAGUCUGUUGCCAACCAAUUCUGAAACUGCUCUCAUUGUUGGUGUCGUGGUAGGAGUCGUUGGUGGUUGCCUGAUCUUGUCAAGUCUUGUGGUAUUGAUUCUUAUUUUGGGAUUACUCUUUGUCAAGCGAAGAAACAAGAGGAACAAACCCACCGAGCAAAGCAAACAAAUUCCUAUUGAGAUGAAUCUCACCUCUGAAAAUACCAAUUCCUUUAUUUCUGAUUUUCCUUCCGAUGCCAGUGUGAAUUUCACACCCUUAAUGAUGGGAGGUUUGACAAGUGGCACUUUAUCGGCAGAGUCUCGUGGUCAACAACACAUCGAUCCCUUCUCACGUUAUCAACAAAUAGUUAAAAUUGGACAAGGAGCAUUUGGUUCUGUAUUUAAAGCCGUCGAUACCAAAUGUAAUGGAAAAAUCAAAGCUGUCAAAGUCAUGAAAUUUUCCUCAUUGACUGAACUCAAUUCCAUCAUGAAAGAAGGAAUGCAAUUGAUGAAUAUUCGACAUGAAAAUAUUUUGAAAGUGAAUGAUCUCUUCCUUUCCAAAGAUCAAUUGGUAUGCAUGGAUAUGGAUUUUUACGAGAAUGGAGAUUUGAACAAGUUUACCACUACGGCACCUGGUCACGCUCGUGAAUGCUCUGAAAAAAUUGUACGACAAGUCAUUUUCCAAAUUUGUAAUGCCUUGUCGUAUGUGCAUGGAACGUUGAAUAUUAUUCAUAGAGAUAUCAAACCAUCGAAUAUUUUUAUUCAGAGUUAUGAUGAAAAGAAGCAACGUAUUAAGGUCGUGCUGGCUGAUUUUGGUUUAGCGAAAGGAAAUCAAAAUGCAUCGAUUUCUGAACUUCAAUCGUAUGCUGGAACUCCACUUUACAUGUCUCCUGAAAUUGGUUUAGGUUCAAAAUAUUAUGCCAAUACGGAUGUGUAUUCAUUGGGAGUGACCAUUUAUCAAAUGAUCACAAAAGAUGUAUCCACUUCUAUUAGUCAUUUGAUGCUUACGAAGGAUCAAGAAGAAAUUCGGAAAAUGUUGAAAGCCAAAAUGAUGAUGGAAAAUGAAAAUCAAACAUAUUCUGAAGAAUUAGUGGAUAUUGUAUUGAGAAUGUUGGAGAAGGACUCUUUAAUGAGGCCUAAUGCCCAAGACAUUCUAUCGCUUCCUUAUUUCCAAAGACGUUAA